Messenger RNA from Hypomesus transpacificus, 1161 nucleotides. Its product is annotated as claudin-23-like. The transcript has a single exon. Gene Ontology annotation, molecular function: structural molecule activity. Gene Ontology annotation, biological process: bicellular tight junction assembly; cell adhesion. The record is from RefSeq and is a predicted model, not a curated record. Bases 123 to 938 code for a protein of 271 amino acids. Gene Ontology annotation, cellular component: plasma membrane; bicellular tight junction. Lineage: Eukaryota; Metazoa; Chordata; Actinopteri; Osmeriformes; Osmeridae.
CCCUUCAGAGUUUCAGGUGGCCACGUUUUUACAGUAAGACAACUCUCGAGACACACACCAUUUGUACUGAGAGGUACAGAAGAGAUUUCUUCCGGGCAUAUAGCGCAGCUACGACAGAAACCAUGCCCAAACAAACGGUAGAAUGGGUGCGCACUUCCCUGCGUACCCCAGGAAUCUUCAUUUUCGGAAUGGUCUUUUCGCCCUGCGGCUGGAUCCUAAACCUAACGUCCACAGUUGCUCCAAACUGGAGAACGGUACGCAAUGCUUCAGGCUUAUCUACCGACCAGUUCUACCAGCAAGGCAUCUGGGACAUCUGUCUGGCGUCUGAUACGUCCCGUGCAGUCGUGUGCAAACAAAGAGACGAUGGCUACUUUAAUAACCAGUUAAUCACUAUAGCCCAAGGGUUGAUGGUGGCUUCUCUGAUCGUGACGUUGAUCGGACUGGCCGUGGCUGUCCCCGGGGUUCGUUGCUGGAGGGAUCGGCCCCGCUGGACCGUCGCUGGACUUGGAGGACUACUGAUCUUCCUCUCCGGGGUAAUGACACUUAUCCCGAUAUCCUGGUACACUCACAUCUUGAAAGACAUUAACGCGCCGCCAAACUCAGUCAUCCGUGUGGACUUCUGCAUUAUUCUGGGGUACAUCGGGGGCAUUUUUGAAGUGGUUGCGGGCUUCGUCAUGUUCAUUGGGAUAUGUCGAUGCUGCGGCGGCAAGAACCGGGGAGAGAAACGGGUGGAGGAAGUUCCUCAGUUCAUGCACACCAGGAACCCUCCGAGGCGGGUCACCGUGCCCAGCGUAAUCCGGACCACGAGCAGUGCCAGCAGCGUGCCUUAUUCCAAGAACUCCAUGGAUGAGGAGGUGGACUUCCCCCGGGCCUUACCCCGGUCUGGUGGCCGUUCAGCCAACUCUUACGCCAGCAAACCAUACGAUGCUGACUUGUGAAGUGAAGUUUAAAGCUCCUAGUUGAAAUGAAGGAAAACAAUGUGAUUAUUACAGUCUUUGUCUGUUUUUUAGCCUACUUCUGAAGACUUAUUUUGCCAAGUGUGUCGUAAAAAUGCUAUCCCACCCCGAAACCCAUAUUUUACCCAUCCCCUUACCCAUACAAGAAGUAAUGACUAAAUGUAAAAAUGUGUGAUGAAAUGUAAGUAAACCUUUUGAAUAUUUA